CAGGUUUUUGCUACUCCGGAAACUCAAAUUGGAUUCCAUCCUGAUGCUGGGGCUUCUUUCUAUCUUUCUCAUUUGCCUGGCUAUUUAGGGGAGUACUUGGCUCUAACUGGAGAGAAGCUUAGUGGAGAAGAAAUGAUAGCUUGUGGCCUUGCAACACACUUCUCACACAGUGCGAGGCUAAGCUGGAUUGAAGAACGUCUUGGUAAGUUGAUCACUGAUGAUCCUUCUAUUAUUGAAACAUCUCUUGAGCAAUACGGUGACGUUGUCUAUCCUGAUAAGAGCAGUGUGCUUCACAGGAUUGACAUGGUUGACAAGUGCUUUUGCCAUGACACGGUCGAGGAAAUUUUAGACGCUCUGGAAACAGAGGCAGCUAGAUCGUCUGAUAAUUGGUGUUACAAAAUGAUAACAAGGUUGAACGAAGUUUCACCUUUAAGUUUGAAGGUUGCACUGAAAUCUAUACGUGAAAGUAGAUAUCAGCCCCUGGACCAAUGCCUGAUCCGUGAGUAUCGCAUAUCUGCACAUGCCAUGUCCAGGCAUGUCUCCAAUGACUUCUGUGAGGGAAUUCGGGCACGCCUAAUUGACAAAGACUUUGCCCCAAAGUGGGACCCUCCCAGCUUGGAGCAAGUGUCGCAAGACAUGGUGGACGAUUAUUUCUCCCCGCUCGGUGAAUAUGAGGCAGAUCUUGAGCUACCCACAAAGCUACGAGAAGCUUUUGUUUGAUCAUGUGUUCAGCUGUGCCCUCGAUUUUAUGGGCCUUUUGUAUUGCCCAAAUGUAGUUUCAUAAUUUGGGCUCACCCUUGUUAAGUCUGGUUUAUCGAGGGUGUGAUAUCUAUGUAAAUUUGAUCCAGAUUGCUGGUUGCUCUAUUAGUCUCAAUACAAAUUUCAAUUUCCUUAAGUGAGUUUUUCAAGUAUCAGUUCAAAUUAUGAAGAUUUUGUUUUGG
This is a messenger RNA of Amborella trichopoda, 941 nucleotides long. NCBI's taxonomy places the organism in Eukaryota, Viridiplantae, Streptophyta, Magnoliopsida, Amborellales, Amborellaceae. The record is from RefSeq and is a predicted model, not a curated record.